Molecule: messenger RNA, 945 nt
Organism: Verticillium alfalfae VaMs.102
Lineage: Eukaryota; Fungi; Ascomycota; Sordariomycetes; Glomerellales; Plectosphaerellaceae
Exons: 2
Coding region: 1-945 (314 amino acids)
Source: RefSeq, a predicted model, not a curated record
AUGGCACCACAAUGCAGUAACACGACGAUAGAGGGCCCCGUGCCCAGCGACGCGGGUGUCGCGGGCACAGGUGUUCUCCUGUCCUUCUUCUUCACAGCCAUCCUUGCAUUGGGCCUCAGUCUCACAAUCAUCCUCUCCGAAUUCAGAAACAAAACCUCGAGCAUUCGACGGCGGCUUCUCAGCAGUUACUCCGAUCAGCAGAUUCUGCAGGGCAUCGGCAUCCAUGCAGUCGGCCUCGCCAAGCGGGACACGAUGCUGCCCUACCACUUUUUUAUCAUCUGGUGCCUCGGUCUUCUCUCGCAGGCCGUUCACAAUGCGACGCUGCUGUCUCUGGUCCACGACUUUCGCCGCGACUGGGUCCUGCGCUGGUUGCGACAAUUGCUCAUGUUCGUCAAUCUCGGCCUCUCCGUCGUCUACGGCGUGUUCAUCCUGCGCGCCGUCGAGACAGGCCUCGCCGACGACCCCAUCCCAAUCUCGUGCGUGUGGGAGACGAACAGCGGCAACGGCUCGUCGAACCGUAGCGGCCUCAGCUAUUUUGGCACCAUUGCCGUCAUGGCCGCUAACGUCCUCGUAUUCGCCCUAGCGAGCUGGUACCUGCAUUGCGGAUCCAGCGCUUCGCAAAAUCGUCAAGCUUAUGGGCCACGUGCUCCAUGGCGCCCUGGCGCCGGCGCAUUGUUCGGUGCGGUGCUGGCGUCCGACGCUCUCGGCCACGGGCCGAGCUUUGAGCUGGCGCCCGGUGAGGAGGCCUGGAGCUUCGGUCAGGUGCUCUCCGUCCUCGUGCUGCUCUUCCCUCUGGUGUCCAUGGUUGAGAUCCUUCGGGGCGAGCUGAGGGUGGCGCCGUGCGAUCUGUCUGAUGGCCAGGCAUGUGCCCCCAGCGACAUGGAGAUGAACAAGUUUCAGCCGAACCCGUUCUGGGGCUCACAAACGCAUUUGGUGAGGAAGUGA